Molecule: messenger RNA, 2128 nt
Organism: Mugil cephalus (flathead mullet)
Lineage: Eukaryota; Metazoa; Chordata; Actinopteri; Mugiliformes; Mugilidae
Gene: gtf2b
Product: general transcription factor IIB
Exons: 7
Coding region: 103-1059 (318 amino acids)
Biological process (GO): transcription preinitiation complex assembly; transcription initiation at RNA polymerase II promoter
Cellular component (GO): transcription preinitiation complex; nucleus
Molecular function (GO): TBP-class protein binding; RNA polymerase II general transcription initiation factor activity
Source: RefSeq, a predicted model, not a curated record
UGACUCUCCGUAGACGUGUGGGCACGUGAUCGUACGAAGUUAUAAAUAGAGGUGCGGCCCUCGUUUGUUUCUUUGACUGACUGGAGUGAAGUAAGGAGUGGUAUGGCGUCAACAAGCCGCGGAGAUGCUCUGGCCCUUCCAAGAGUUCAGUGUCCCAACCACCCUGAUGCAUUACUGGUGGAGGACUACAGAGCAGGGGACAUGAUUUGCCCUGAGUGCGGCCUCGUCGUAGGUGACCGUGUCAUCGAUGUUGGGUCAGAGUGGAGGACGUUUUCUAAUGAGAAAGCCCUCAAAGAUCCAUCCAGAGUGGGAGACGCCCAGAACCCGCUGCUUAAUGGAGGAGACCUAACCACCAUGAUCAGCAAGGGAACAGGUGCCGCCAGUUUUGAUGAGUUCGGCAACUCCAAGUACCAGAACCGGCGGACCAUGAGCAGCUCUGACCGGGCCAUGCUCAACGCCUUCAAAGAGAUCAGCACCAUGGCCGAUCGCAUUAACCUGCCAAGGAACAUUAUCGACAGAACAAACAACUUAUUCAAGCAGGUCUACGAACAGAAGAGCCUGAAGGGUCGAGCCAACGACGCCAUCGCGUCGGCCUGUCUCUACAUCGCCUGCAGACAAGAGGGUGUACCGAGAACUUUUAAAGAGAUCUGCGCCGUCUCUAGGAUCUCAAAGAAGGAGAUCGGGAGGUGCUUCAAGCUGAUCCUGAAGGCGCUGGAGACCAGCGUGGACCUCAUCACCACGGGAGACUUCAUGUCCCGUUUCUGCUCCAACCUCGGUUUGCCCAAACAGGUGCAAAUGGCAGCUACGUUCAUCGCCAGGAAGGCCGUGGAGCUGGACCUGGUGCCCGGCAGGAGCCCCAUCUCUGUGGCUGCUGCAGCCAUAUACAUGGCCUCCCAGGCCUCCGCGGAGAAGAAGACCCAGAAAGAAAUCGGAGAUAUCGCUGGUGUCGCAGACGUCACAAUCAGACAGUCGUACCGGCUCAUCUAUCCGCGCGCCGCAGAACUGUUCCCUCCGGACUUCAAGUUCGACACACCCGUCGACAAACUGCCACAACUGUGAAGAAGACUCGCGCCGCACUGUGCUGAUAUUUUUUUCUGCUGUACUUACAAGAUUGUAUUCUUCUUAUUAUUAUUUUUUUUUAAAUCUUAUUUGUGUUGGAUUUGGAGGGUUUCUCUUGUCCCGCCUAUGACUACAAGCCUCCGUCAUGGCACUCUUGACAGGAAGAAAGCGGACUCACAUUCCAGUGCUUAAACCAACAGCUGUACUUACAGUAUUUCAUUUGAGUGUAUAUACUGUACCAUGUAUAUAUGUCCAAGUGGGAAAGUGUAACUGAUGCUUGGAAUUUUAGGCUGGUUUCAUACUGUAUACAUAAAACUUCUGUUUUUGUAGAGAAAUGACCAGGUCCCGUGUCCGUGAGGAUUCUCAGUUAUCCAGGUGAUAGUAACAACCGCAACAAAGCUAAAACCAAGACGACUGGACUUGUUGAGUCGUUCCAUCCACGUGUCGUCUUCAGUUCUGAGCGACUUAAGUUUGUGUAGUAGGUGGUGUACACUUAAAGCUCAGUCCUCUGCUGUUGGAGGUUGUCGUUCGGAUUAACCUGCUGCGUCUUUUCGAGGUUGGUGGCGCUUUAACGAGGCGUUAAACUUUUUGGGGACAGACGUCGAGACUGCUUUCGGGUUUUACGUCGAUGGCUCCCUGCUUCUAAAAGUAAAGAAAGCUCUGUUUAUUUUAAAUUUAAAUAAAUAGAGACGUUUACGUAAAACUGUCAGUCCCUGAGACGCUGGUCCUGACUUCUGUCCACGUGAGGUUUCACGCCCUUUCACACAUUUAGUCUGGAGUGUUUCACCGUUAAUGGUUGGUUUGAAAGCCACUAAUCUUGGAAAGAACGAACCGCUGAGGUCGUCCGACUACCGUCUAAUGACAGGUGAGUAUCGCGUCGUUAACAGACCUCAGUCAUGUGACCAAAUACAGACCUACUCGGGGCUUUUAGAACUGAAGCGGACACUUGGAUGAGUGGUGAGACGUCAAGAUUAUCUUGACUCUGUUAUAGCUUUGUGUUUAGACCAGGUUCUCUUUUGUUAGUUUGAAUUGUGUUAAGUAACUUAAAAUAAAGAUUUUCAUGAAAUCA